Wyeomyia smithii (pitcher-plant mosquito) is the source of this 480-nucleotide messenger RNA. RefSeq lists its product as uncharacterized. NCBI's taxonomy places the organism in Eukaryota, Metazoa, Arthropoda, Insecta, Diptera, Culicidae. The transcript has a single exon. The record is from RefSeq and is a predicted model, not a curated record. The coding region runs from base 1 to 480 and encodes 159 amino acids.
AUGGCUAAUACGUGUGCAAAAUGCUCCGAUGCUAUUUCGGGCAUCGAGUUUGUUACCUGCCGUGGUUAUUGCGGAGCGACAUUUCACAUGAGUACCUGUGCUGGCGUCUCACGCGCGCUGCUAGGGUACUUUACUUCGCACAAAAAAAAUCUCUUCUGGAUGUGCGACAACUGUGCCGAGUUGUUCGAGAAUUCCCAUUUUCGUAUGCUGUCAUCUAAUGCUGGUCUAUUGCCACAGCUGAACUCGCUAACUAACGCGAUCAGUGAACUACGCGGCGAAAUAAAACAACUACACACGAAACCGACUGCCCAAUUUUCGCCGUCUCUACGGAAUCGUUGGCCAGCAGUAGAUCAACACAGGCCCUUCAAGCGACCUCGAGAAUCAGAUGCAGCCCCACGAUCUUCGGACAACUGCACUGCCGGUAGUAAGCGGACUCUGGAUAACUUCGUCGUAGCACCCGUUACGAAUAACAUCGAAUAA